Electrophorus electricus (electric eel) is the source of this 5419-nucleotide messenger RNA. It is a transcript of the gene nova1, whose product is annotated as NOVA alternative splicing regulator 1. The record is from RefSeq and is a predicted model, not a curated record. Lineage: Eukaryota; Metazoa; Chordata; Actinopteri; Gymnotiformes; Gymnotidae. Gene Ontology annotation, molecular function: RNA binding.
GUGUGUUAGUGCAUAAGUCUGCUUGUGUGUGUGUGUAUGUGUGUGUGUGUGACGUUGAGGAGGGGUGCAGGGUGAUUGGACGCGCUAGGUGCCUCUCUGUUCAAUGCAGCAGCACGCCGGAGUUGUCUAUGAAUAUGGAUGAGUGAGAUCGGAGAGGGUGAUGCAGUAGGAAGAUUCCCCCCUUCAGUCCUGCACUGCUUGAACAAUACACUGCCUCUCUGUCUAUGCCACACACACGUCCACACACGGCAGCUGCUGAGAGAUCUGUCACCGUCACACAGACGCAGGGAGAGACGCAGCACUGGGGCUAUAGAGAGUAGGACUCUAUGACUCUCUUCCCUUGCGUCUCACAGACCAACCCGGGCAGCGAGGCUGACUGGCUGCAUUCUUCGACGCCAGCGCGGUUCUCAUGGUCAUCCGUCCACCGGAGCCCCGCACUGCUGCUCCGCGUCCCGUGUUCAUGGCUGUCUGAGCAAAUCCGGACCACAGCUCGCCACAAUGGAAGAGGGGGAGUACUUCCUGAAAGUUCUGAUCCCCAGUUACGCAGCCGGUUCCAUUAUUGGUAAAGGAGGACAGACUAUAGUUCAGCUACAGAAGGAGACCGGGGCCACCAUUAAACUGUCCAAAUCUAAAGACUUCUACCCAGGUACAACAGAACGUGUGUGUUUGAUCCAGGGUACAGUAGAGGCACUGAAUGGUGUUCAUAACUUCAUCGCUGAAAAAGUGCGUGAGAUGCCACAGAGUAACCAGAAGAGUGAACCAGUCAGUGUACUACAGCCUCAGACUACAGUCAACCCUGACCGCAUUAAACAGGCCAAGUUGAUUGUGCCUAACAGCACUGCAGGAUUGAUUAUUGGUAAGGGUGGAGCGACGGUGAAGUCUGUGAUGGAGCAGUCAGGGGCAUGGGUGCAGCUCUCACAGAAGCCUGAGGGCAUCAACCUACAGGAGCGUGUGGUGACUGUGAGUGGCGAGCCCGAGCAGAACCGCAAGGCUGUGGAGAUCAUUGUGCAGAAGAUCCAGGAGGACCCGCAGAGCAGCAGCUGCCUCAACAUCAGCUACUCCAAUGUCACAGGACCUGUGGCCAACUCCAACCCUACUGGCUCUCCAUACGCCAACACCGCUGACGGCCUGCCCACUGCUGGUGCUGCCACAGCCUCCAGCCUGCUGGGCCAGGCAAGCCUCGCUGGCAUGGCUGGUUUCCCAGCGGCCAUGUCCAGCUUUUCUGGGAACGACCUUUUGGCCAUCACGUCGGCUCUGAACACAUUGGCCAGCUAUGGCUACAACACCAGCACGCUUGGUCUCGGCUUAAAUCCAGCUGCUGCUUCUGGCGUGUUGGCUGCCGUUGCUGCUAGCGCUAACCCUGCCGCAGCUGCAGCAGCUAACCUGCUGGCCUCCUAUGCCAGCGAGGCGUCUGGCGGUGCCGGCCACCCUGCAACACCCAGCCUUGGAGGCUUCUCCCUGGGCUCUCUGGCUGCUGCAACAGGGGCCUCCAAUGGCUACCUGAACCCCUCAUCCCCACUGGUCGCGUCCUCACUUCUUGGGACGGAGAAGCUUGGUGAGAGUGGGAAGGAGGUGGUGGAAAUUGCUGUGCCAGAGAACCUGGUGGGUGCCAUCUUGGGGAAAGGUGGGAAGACUCUGGUGGAGUACCAGGAGCUCACGGGCGCUCGCAUUCAGAUCUCCAAAAAGGGCGAGUUCAUACCGGGCACACGCAACCGCAAAGUCACCAUCACAGGUUCCCCUGCAGCCACACAAGCGGCACAGUAUCUCAUCAGCCAGAGGGUCACGUACGAGCAAGGCGUCCGCGCUGCUAACCCUCAGAAAGUGGGCUAGAGAGACAGCUUGCGGAGGGGGAGAGAAAUGAGUGAGAAAAUGGACAAAAAACAAAAGAAAGAAUAUGAGGGAAGUUUGGUUUCUAUAAACAAAUUCACAUUUCAGAGGAGAGGAAAAAAUAAAACAAAGAAAUGUGAAUUUGUGAAGAAAGAAAAAUGCUCAUUUGUUGACUUGGGGAAGCGGGGGUGUGAAGUUUGUGACUGACAUUCUGCUGUCUUUUUUUAGGUUGUGUAGAUUGUGAGGGUCUGAGUAUUGAACCCUGUGGCACUUUGUGAGGGUCUGAAUAUUGAACCCUGUGGCACUUUGUGAGGGAGGACUGCCGUGCCUCACCUCUCUCUCCCAAGGGCCAGUUAGAUUCCAUUUUGUCUUUCCAUCAUUAGCAGAUCUUGUACAAACUAGUUCAGCUUUUUGACUGGGUCACCAAUCUGGGAAACUAGGACAAGUGUUUUACAGCGAUUCCUCCUUGGGAUGGAUCAAUAUCAGUUAUCAAUUAAUUACAAAUAUAACCCUCUUUUAGUCCUGAGUGGUUACAAGACUUGCAGUGAGUUUACAAUACAAGCAGAAGCUGAUUAGAAAUCGUGAAGAUUUCUUUUAGCUUCUGUUCUCACUGGUGUGAGUCCAACACCUGGUCAAACUUGAUCAGACCUGAUCAGACCUGGUCAGACCUGGUCAGAUAGCCUUGCUUGGCUUUUACUCUUAAGUGGUCAGCCCUGUCCUAACACCAACAUGGUUAGUUCCAUUAGGCCUCACUUUAAUGCUUUUAGAUUUUACUUAAACCUGUGAUUCUAGGGUUAGGAUUUGGAUUAGGGUUAGAUUAAUCUUAAACCUGUGAUUCCAGGGUUAGGUUGGUUUUAAACCUGUGAAUCCAGGGUUAGAUUAGUUUUAAAUCUGUGAAUCCAGGAUUAGAUUUGGCUUAAACCCAUGAUUCCAGGGUUAGGCUAGGCUUAAACCAGUGAUUCCAGGUUGAUUUGAAUGUUUAUAGACUUGAUAUUCACACUGGGUCUCCUCUUAACACUGACAUAAUAUAACCGUUACAGAAAGGAAGACAACCAGUGUCAAAGGUCAGAUGCUCAUUGCAAGAGGAUGGAAAUGUAAAUGCAAACACACCUACACAAACCUGUACACACCUCCACACACACAAACACCCCCCCCCCACACACACACACACACACACCCUGCAAAUGCAGUUUAGUCAAUAGAUAUUUCUUUGGUGCUAUGAGAAAAUCACUGACAAUGAAUUUGAGAAACAUUUUCAACAUUUUGAGAAAAUUCUUACACUUACCUACGGAUUUUAGCGUUUGGGGGAUGAGUUCACCUUACCCCUCAUUAUUAAUUAAAGCAAUGUUGUGGUUUGAUCAUAACGUCAUUACAGAGCCAACACACCACACAUUAGAGACACUCUUCAUAUUUAAAAUUCUCUUCACAACACAACACAACACUAAAUCAUCUGGUUGAUCCAAGACUUUUAAAUCCUGCUGUUGAAAACUGAGAGCUGAUUGGCUGCAGUCACACCUCUAAACUUUUCCUCUUCGAUCGGUUGGAAGGUUCGGGCAAUAGCCAGGCACAGUAACAUCACCAGUGUUGAGUUAACACCUACAGUGUCGCACCACAACUACGGUGUUACACCACAAUGAAACACUGUAUGACAAACCAGUACUGUGGGUGUUAAAAAACGGUGAUUUUAAACUGUGGAUUUUUUUUCUAGUUUAUUUUUUUUCUUUUUUUGUAUGAACAGAUCUCAAGAUGAUAUACCUCAUGUUUGGACAGAAUGGGAAAAAUGGAAGAUUUCCAGUUUGUAUGCAGUGUAACCAAGUUCUGAGCUCUACUCCAGCUUCCGCAUGUGACACAGAGAGAAAGUGCACUUGAUGUCCAGCUGCCUGUAGACGCCUGACACUGGCAGUGCAUGUGCGCUGACGCCACACAGCCUUUACAGCAGUAACUAUGAUGCUGGUGCAAGAUGUCUGCUCUGGAGCUAUCACACGUGGUACUGAGAGGCCAGGUCCGACACAGGCCGGGUCCAACACAGGCCGGGUCCGACACAGUCCGGGUCCCACACAAGCCGGGUCCGACACAGGCCAGGUCCAACGCAGUCUGGAGCCUACACAGUCCGGGUUCGAUACAGGCCAGGUCCGACAGAGGCCGGGUCCGACACAAGCCCCGUCCGACACAGUCCGGGCCCGACAGAGGCGAGGUCCAACACAGGCCGUUCCUCUCCAGAAACUGGGGAAAACAAUGUGGCACAUUUUCUAGUGUGAAGGUUGAAUGUGGACCUUAGCCUUUCUGUGCAACACGUAUGUGUUUUAGGAUAUCAGCAUGGCAGUGUAUUUAAUCGCUUAUUUUGGUUCGUUUUUGGGCUUUGCUUUGUAGUCAUUAUGCACUCAGCAUCACUGUUAAGGUUUGGGUUACAUUGCCAUUAGGGUUUGGGUGACAUCGCCAUUAGGGUUUGGGUGACAUCGCCAUUAGGGUUUGGGUUACAUCACCAUUAGGGUUUGGGUUACAUCACCAUUAGGGUUUGGAUUAUAUCACCAUUAUAGUUUUGGUUAUAUCACCAUUAGGGUUUUGGUUAUAUCACCAUUAGGGUUUGGAUUACAUCACCGUUAGGGUUUGGGUUCCAUUACAGUUUCUGCUGCUAACUGCGUUUUUUAGUCCAUCUAGGGAAAUGCGAGCUGCAGAAUGUCAGAACGCACAGGACUGUUGUACAGACAAAAGGUUAUCUCUCCUUUAAACCACACUGUGAAUCAAUGGGUCAUCAACUCUGGAAUGUAAAUAUUGUGCCAUCUGUUACCACGCAGUAAGAGAGGGCAAAGCAGGUUACAGGAGGAGGAUGCCACGGACACAUGGGUCAAACCAGCGCUGUCCCCUGCAGCUACUAUGUCCCUCUGGAAGUGCUCUCAGCUGCUCUGAGCCCUGGAGCAACACUCUGGUCUAAACUGGUUCUGUUGGUGCAUCUGUAGUCUGAGUUUGUUCUGCUGGUUUGGGUCUUUUCUGCCAUGCAGUUCAAGGCACUGGAGAGUUAGGGUUAAAGUUUGGGUUAUGGGUUAGGGGUUAGGGAUUAGGGGUUCAGCCCUCUUCUGACCACAACUGUAUGGCAGUGCCCAGAUAUCCACUAACCUUCAUUAAUGUGUGCAAACGAUUCCACAGCUGCUUCUACUGCCCAGACCCUACUUCAUAGAACCUGGUACAGGACCUGAGGAGCUGGGGUCAGGGCAGGAAGAGAGAGAGAGGGGGGCAAAAAAGAGGGGACAGAGAAGGAGAAGGAGAUACAUUUAUUUGCUUAAUUGUGCAAAAUAAAUCUUUGUCCAUAUUUCAUACCCGGUGCUUAUGACAGUAUGUUUAUCAGCAAAUCCAUUUUAUGAUAUUUAUACUUUCCACAAAUUAUUUUUGAAUUAUUGCUUGCUAUCAGUUUCGAGAAAGUCAUUUCUGAGGUGUGAGAAGAAAGUGUGUUUGCAUUUUCAGAAGCACAAACACAGCACACAUACAGCAGCAUUUCACCCCUAACCCAUAAUCCUAAAUAUAACUCUACCCCUAACCCCUAACCCCUAACUCCUAACCCUAACCCUAAAUCUAACCCUACCCUUAACCCCUAGCU